AUGUUUCACUCCGAGGCGAAGUAUGGUCCUCGCCUGCAUAUGUACCUGUGCCACGUUAGCUCCCAUGAUGAAGUCCAUCCGGCAGACGCGCUUCGCGCGCAGGAUGGGCACUCGUGUGGGUGGGUCUCGCGGAAACACGCAUCGUACCCGCAGGAGCUGGGCUUCCGCUUUGACGGUAUCGUGUUGGCAAACACCCUACGUAUUCUCGCCAAUGAAAGCAAAAUAUCGUCGUGUAUGAUCGUUCAUGUCGCCGAGCCGACGGCACAAGAGGAGCGGGAUGGUGUGUGCGGCCCGUAUAGCAAGGCAGCCUUCAAGCGUCUUGGCCAUGUCAGCUUCUCCAACAAUGCGGCCAGUGACUACCAGGCGAGGGAGCUGAAGACCGUUGGCCUGCAGCGUUGUUGCACGUACCUGAAGCUGGUGUUGCGCAACCCCCAUCCUAACAGCUACAACAUGUUCCAGCAGGUCGGUGUUGUGGCUCUGGCGGUGCACGGUAAGCUGCUGACGAAGAUGCGGGACUGGGUCGAUACCCCACUCGCCAUUCACGUAGGAGAGCGCGCCACGGUGCCACUGGAUGAGAUGAUGCCGCCACCACACAGCGAAUACACCCCAGGCGCGCCGGCGAGGAUGACCGGCAAGCUGAUCGCCCGCGUCAGCGAGCUCGCUGCGAUGAAGCAGAAGGCCGUGGAGGAGGAGGACUUUGAUGCCGCGGAGGUUCUCAAGCAGCAGAUCAUCACCAUCGAGAACGGCGAGCGAGAGGUUGCACAGCUCGAACUAGAAAAGCAGCGUGCUGUAGCGUUGGAGAACUACAAACUAGCCAAAGAGCUCAAGCUGCGUAUCGACACCCUCCGAGUGGAAAACGAGAAGAUCGCCGCUGCCUCACUAAACACAGCACCGUCCGCCAUGGCUGCGACAGAUGCCUUUCCAUCACCGCCGCAGCGCCGUUCCCCCACGGUAGGCUCGCCAGGCAGCACCGCAGCGCAGGAAAAAGGCAACGGCACCGCUCCCCCACGCCCCGUACAGAGGGGAUGGAACGCGCAUGACGAGGUAGUAGUAGGUGGCAAGGGCUACUAUGACCUCUCUGACGCCACAGGUGGCUUGCCGGGCAAGCAGCCAAGCACCCAGAACGGCACCGACGAGGACGAGGUACCGCUCGUCGGCGACGGCGCCGCCUGGGAGGUCGCCCUCAACGCCGCCAUCAAGCGCGUCUCGACGGCGCCGGCCGGGCCAUCACCACUCACUGGAGAUGCCGCCGCAGCGGCGAAGUCUUACAUAAAGGACCUCGGUGUGUACUGCGUAGCGUGCUUGUUCAGCCGGAAGGGGCAGCAGCGGGAGGCGGCGUUGCGUGGCGCCGUGUCGAGUGACGGCUGCCAAGCCCUAGCCUCCCAUAGCACUACUGCAUGGGCGCAGCUUGUGCUGUACAUGUCUGUCAAGGGCUACGGUGUCGGGGACCAGGUGGCAGGUGCUGCCAUCGCGGCCUGCAGCGCUCUGACAAAGAUUGUGCAAGGUAAGCUGCCUGGGGCCUCGGCAAACCAGGUUGCCGAGUCUAUCACCAAGGUGCUUCCGGAGCUGACGGCGCGACUCGGCGAGUCAAACGCGCGCGUUCAAGAGAGCGUAGAGAAGGCAAUGCUGGCUCUCGCCCGUUCCCCGCUCGGCCAUCGCCGCAUCGUGGAGUUGCUGCUGGUGGACCCGGACAAACAAAACAAGAAGUCUGCCAGCGUCCGCGCGCAUGUGUCGCGUAUCAACAUGCUCAGCACCUUUGUGGACGAGUUUGGGCUCGCAUGCAACGCUCCCGAUGGCCUCGACACGCGCAGCUUGUGCUCCAUGGUACUGCUGCCCAGCCUUCAGCAUUUCAACGUCGAUGUGCGGCAGGCCGGGGUGGAUCUGUUGGCGAAGUUGCUCUUCCUAGACCCUAGCUCCACGAGCGGCUACCUGGAGGACAUUAAGCCGGUUCAGCAGGCACUCAUCGAGGAGCAGUUGGAACAAUACAAGGAGAGCGAGCUUGUUGCUCGCAGCAUUGUGCGAAAGGUGUCAGACAUGCAGGCGGACACAGUGGCUGUCCAGCCGCUCGGCAGGAGCAGUCCAGGCUCGCCACCGACACAGUCCCAGUGUUCAUCGGUGCCUCGUUCGAGAGAGGCGGAUGGCGCUGCCGCUGAAGAGGCCAAACCUCGCGUCCCCACUGCGCCGCCCUUGCAGCGGGCGCCUGCGUUGAUCAGCGAGAUCGAAUACCGCAAGUUGCGUACGUGCCAGUUCUGCGGCGAGUACAAUUCAAGCUUUGAUGAGCAUAACUUGGACUUGCACUACGUGAGUGCCUGUCCGAUGCUCUGCCCGUGCCCGCUGUGCGACCAGGUGACAGAAAUAUGCCAACUGCAGCAGCACUUGGUGACCGAGUGUGAGAAGCGGCGGCUGGUGCGAGAGUGCCCUCGAUGCCACGAGGCAGUGCGCGCAACGGAGUACAACGAGCACCUUGCGUCGAAGAAGUGCAUUGAGGCAGUGCCGACGCACAGCGUGUGCCCACUGUGCCACGAGCGCUUCAAGAACAACGUAAACGAGUGGCGUCACCACCUUGCCUCAAGUCCUGGUUGCCCAAACAACCCGCGGCAUUACGACGGCACCGGACUCGCCAUGUAA
This is a messenger RNA of Leishmania mexicana MHOM/GT/2001/U1103, 2628 nucleotides long. RefSeq lists its product as hypothetical. Lineage: Eukaryota; Euglenozoa; Kinetoplastea; Trypanosomatida; Trypanosomatidae. Gene Ontology annotation, molecular function: protein binding. The record is from RefSeq and is a predicted model, not a curated record. Gene Ontology annotation, cellular component: cilium. Bases 1 to 2628 code for a protein of 875 amino acids. The transcript has a single exon.